AUGACACCCGCCCACUGCAUGACCGAUGACGAGAUCAAGAUAUUAAAAGCAGACACCCGCCACCUCUUCUACCACGGAUACGACAACUACAUGCUCCACGCCUUCCCCGACGACGAACUGAAACCCCUCUCCUGCCAACCCCAGACCCGGAAUCGGGACAACCCGGCGGAUAUCGGGUUGAAUGAUGUGUUGGGUAAUUACAGCGUCACGCUGAUUGAUUCGUUGUCUACCUUGGCCAUCUUGGCUAGUGAUGAGGAUGAACGACAUGCGAAACAUGCUUUGAUGGAGUUUCAGGGCGGGGUGAGCAAGUUGGUCGACUUGUAUGGGGAUGGUAGUAAGGAUGAGAAGACUGGGGGGAGAGAUUGUGGGACUCGAGCAUGUGCCUUCCAUCUGGAUAGUAAGGUCCAGGUGUUUGAGACGAAUAUCCGCGGUGUAGGUGGCUUACUCAGCGCGCAUCUUUUCGCGGUUGGAGAUUUACCGAUUCGAGGAUAUGAUCCUACACCGGACAAGGAUGGCAGGAUCAAGUGGAAGGGGUUGAGGUAUGAUGGACAACUCCUACGACUCGCGCAUGAUCUGGCUGAGAGGCUACUCCCGGCUUUCGACACACCGACUGGGAUGCCCUAUCCGAGGGUGAACUUGAGACACGGCAUCCCGUUCUAUCGCGACUCGGAGGCGGGGGUAUGUCGGUUGGAUGGUACUUCUUCCGAUCCUCGCGAGAUCACCGAGACGUGCUCGGCUGGAGCUGGGAGUCUGGUGCUGGAGUUUGCUACGCUGAGUCGGCUAACUGGGGACAUGAGAUUCGAGGGACUGGCCAAGAGGGCAUUCUGGGCUGUGUGGCGGCGGAGAAGUGGGUUGGGGUUAAUUGGCGGUGGAAUCGAUGCCGAGAGUGGCAUGUGGACUAGUCCGCCACUCGCAGGUAUCGGAGCAGGGAUCGACAGUUUCUUCGAGUAUGCGCUGAAAAGCCAUAUCCUGCUCUCCGGCCUCUCACCUCCCGCCACGCCGAACGAAACCACAUCAGACGACAACCAACCCAACGACUCCUCCUCCGCCUUCCUCACCGCCUGGCAAGACUCCCACGCCGCGAUCAAACGCCACAUCUACCGCCCUGCCUCCGUUUCCCAACACCCAUACUACGCGCAAUCCGACCUCCUCACCGGCGCACCACGCUAUACCUGGAUCGACAACCUAUCAGCCUACUACCCGGGCCUCCUGACCCUAGCCGGCGAACUGGAAGAAGCGAUCGAAGCCCACUUAACCUACGCCGCUCUCUGGACCCGCUACGCCGCUUUGCCGGAGAGAUGGAUGGCGCAUAAUUCCUUCGUCGACCCCAGUUUUCGCCAUUGGGCCGGGCGCCCGGAGUUCGUGGAGAGUACUUGGUAUCUUUUCCAGGCUACGCGGGAUCCUUGGUUCUUGCAUACGGGGGAGAUGGUGCUGAGGGAUGUGAGACGGAGGUGCUGGGCGAGGUGUGGAUGGGCUAGUUUGGCGGAUGUGGGGACCGGGGAGCAGAUGGAUCGGAUGGAGAGUUUUUUCUUGGGGGAGACGGUCAAGUAUUUGUUUUUGCUUUUUGAUGAGGGGCAUCCGUUGAAUGGGGUGGAUGGCGCUGUGGUGUUUUCUACGGAGGGGCAUCCGCUUGUUAUUCCGAAGAGGGUGAGGAAGGCUGGUAGUGGGGGUGGCGGUGAAGGCGUGCGAGCAGGUCGGUCGACAACGACGACGAAGACCGCAUCACGGAAUGUGGACGCGGCGACAGCCGAAGCACCGGGACCGCAACAACCACCGGCCCCCACCUGUCCCGCACCCGCACCGCCUAUCCCCCUAACCAUCAGCAACGUCGCCGCCCGCCCCGACCUCUUCCACGCCGCUUCCCUGGCACAACUCCAUCUCGUCCCUAUCCACCCUUCCCGCACCCCCCUCAAUGCACCACUCCAGGACCCAGCGGACCUCAGCUCCGGACCGGGGACUACACUACAGGAUCUCCAGAGUCCGACGAAUUAUACUUUCUACCCUUGGACAUUACCGAGGGAUUUGAUCCCCGUGAAGGGGAGGAGUAGUCCGAUUCGAUCGCCGGUUACUUCGACCUUGACGUUUCCGAAUUUGGGGACCGUGGGUGCGGCUGAGGGUAGUAGUGGUGGUGGUGGCGGGGUUGGUGGUGAUGGGGAAGGGAAAAGUGGUGCGCCGGGGGUCGUGGCGCUGGGAGCGCUGCAGAAGGUACUAGAGGGCGUUUUUGUCAACUCAUUGAGUCAUGUCCGGCUGAACAUGGUGCGGGAGGAUAAGCACGUCGCAUUGGCUCCGGCUGCUUCUUCGCCUGCGGAUGUUGUUGGCGGCGCUGUCGGUACGCCGGGUAUGAACAGUGCCCCAGGCUCGGAAUUCAGGAUCCAUGGCAUUGCGAACUGGGCGCUUGGCAGGGAUGAGAAGGUUUUGGUUGCCCGGGAGGCGUUGGAGAGGGUUAGUCCGGUGGAUCCGCAUUUUACAAGGGUUAAGGAUUUGGAGAUGGUGGAUUUGGUGGUGGAUACGGUGGUCUGGGGAAGAGAGAAUACUGAGUGGGGGCCGGAUGUGACGGAGGGGGAUGGCGUGCUUGAUGAAGACGGUGAUGUGGAGCUGGAGUGGCCGGAUAUUGAUAUUGAGAUCGAAGAUGCUGGGGUGGAGGGGAUGGAGAAUGGGACUGUGGACUCGGGACUCUGGACGAGUCUGGAGGCUAUGUUCGCUUCCCUUCUCGGCUCGCAACCGACACCGACGCCUCCGUCUUCGGCUAACAAGAACCCUUCCACCAGGCUCGCCCGCGUAGUCAUCCCCGCCAUCCUUCCCAUGGGCGUAGGCGCAGCGCCCUUCCCAGCCUCCCUCGAAAGCGCUAGCGAUCCCCUGACCCUACCCGGCGGCAAACUGCCUUUCACCUCAAUCUUCUUCCUCGACAGCACACUCUGCGACCACCGACUACCGGCCCAUGUCGCGAAGGAGAAUACCAUUCUCAUCCUCCUCCGCGGCGGCUGCGCGUUCAACGAUAAAUUGGCUAAUAUCCCCACCUUCGGCCCCGGACCCGAGAGCUUACAACUCGUCAUCGUCGUCUCCACACCCGAAAGCCUUUCCGAGGGCGAGAGGGCUGAGGGAGGGAAAGAGGGGUUGAUACGGCCGUUGUUGGAUCAGGUGCAGAGAUCACCGUCGGGAUUGGUGAGGAGAGAUGGUAUUGCUAUGGUUAUGGUUGAGGGGGAUGAGGAGACUGUAAGGGCGUUGAAGGGCGCGGCGAGGAAGAUAGGGAUGUUUGGGGAAGAUGGGGGGUUGGUUGUGGAGGAUGGGGAGGGCGUGAGAGGUGGAGGUGUUGGUGGUGAGACGGGAUUGGCGGUCAAGAGGAGGUUUUGGUUCGAGAGUAUGGGGGUUCCGAUUGGGAAUUUGAUUGUGGUGUGA
This is a messenger RNA of Recurvomyces mirabilis, 3396 nucleotides long. RefSeq lists its product as uncharacterized. Gene Ontology annotation, molecular function: calcium ion binding; mannosyl-oligosaccharide 1,2-alpha-mannosidase activity. Lineage: Eukaryota; Fungi; Ascomycota; Dothideomycetes; Mycosphaerellales; Teratosphaeriaceae. Gene Ontology annotation, biological process: mannose trimming involved in glycoprotein ERAD pathway; carbohydrate metabolic process; endoplasmic reticulum mannose trimming. Gene Ontology annotation, cellular component: membrane; endoplasmic reticulum. The transcript has 2 exons. Bases 1 to 3396 code for a protein of 1131 amino acids. The record is from RefSeq and is a predicted model, not a curated record.